Nematostella vectensis (starlet sea anemone) is the source of this 2279-nucleotide messenger RNA. Its product is annotated as mRNA cap guanine-N7 methyltransferase. Gene Ontology annotation, biological process: 7-methylguanosine mRNA capping. Bases 41 to 1573 code for a protein of 510 amino acids. Gene Ontology annotation, cellular component: nucleus. The record is from RefSeq and is a predicted model, not a curated record. The transcript has 9 exons. Gene Ontology annotation, molecular function: mRNA 5'-cap (guanine-N7-)-methyltransferase activity. NCBI's taxonomy places the organism in Eukaryota, Metazoa, Cnidaria, Anthozoa, Actiniaria, Edwardsiidae.
CCCGUCCCAGUCUCUCCUCUUCUCCUUCGCAUUUCUCAAAAUGGCGGCCGUGGCUGAAGAAACCGAAACGGUGGUUCAAACGUCUGAGGCAGAAAAAUGUACAGAUGCGCUCGAAACCGUCGAAAAAACUUCUUCUGAAGAAAAGACAGAGACAGAUGAAGCACCGAAAGCUUUGAAUGGGAGUAGCACAGACGAUAAAAAAUCUGAAGAUGAACAAAAGGAGAAAGGUGCUCUGGGUGCAACAGUUGCUAAGCACUACAAUGAGCACCCUGAGGGGAGUAAGGAGAGUCGUAAGGAUAGCAGGAUAUUCCACAUGCGCAACUUCAACAACUGGGUCAAAAGUGUGUUGAUUGGUGACUUCUUGAACAAAAUCAAAAGGUAUAAUUACAGAGACAUCAGCGUUCUGGAUUUGUGUUGCGGAAAAGGUGGAGAUUUACUCAAAUGGCAGAGGGGCCGGAUAAGGCAACUCGUGUGUGCUGACAUCGCGGAGGUGUCUGUCAAUCAAUGCAAAGAGAGGUAUAAUGAGAUGAAGCAGACAGCUGAGGAGAGAAGAUAUCGUGAUGGGAUAUUUUACACACAGUUUAUAACUGCAGAUUGCAGUAAGGAAAGAAUUGCAGACCAGUUUACUGACCCUGAACUACAGUUUGACCUCACAAGUUGCCAAUUUUCUUACCAUUACUCAUUUGAGAGCUACGAACAAGCAGACAUGAUGCUCAAAAAUGCAUGUGAGAAGCUUAAACCAGGGGGGUUCUUUAUCGGAACGACUCCAAAUGGCUCAGAACUUGUACAUCGACUGCGGGAAGCAGAGGGUCUUGAGUUUGGGAACGAAGUUUACAGAAUUAAGUUUGAAAACAAGGAAGACUUUCCUCUCUAUGGCUGCAAAUAUGACUUUCACCUUGAAGGAGUCGUGGAUUGUCCAGAGUUUCUGGUCUACUUUCCACUCUUUGAGAAGAUGGCAGAAAAAUACGACAUGAAACUAGUGUUUGUUAAGACUUUCCAUGAGUUCUUCCAUGACCACCAAAAUGAUUCCCUUAACCUGCUGUAUCGCAUGAAUGCAUUGGAGACCUACCCCAAACGUGAGGGCGAAUCACAAGCCUCUAGUAACGAGAAUGCUUAUUCACAUGCCAAGGACUUCCUGGAUGGUCUUAAUGCUGCAGCAAGCAAGACUGAGGAGUCCCCAUCAAGUAGAUAUCGCGACCACAGAGCACACAACGUAGUGGGAACGCUAUCCAAAGACGAGUGGGAAGCAGUAGGCCUAUACCUUGCCUUUGCAUUUGAGAAAAUCGACCCUGAAAUUGAGCGCCAGAAGAAGGCGGCAGCCGAGGCAAGGGAAGCAGAAGAAGCAGCCGCCAAGGCAGCCAUUGAAGCGGCCGUCAAGGCGUCACAAGAGAAGGUCGAAGAACCAGCAGCCCCAGGUACUGAUGAAGCUCCUGAUGCGGGUGAGGAGGAAGCCAAGGCGGAGGCUGCUGAGGAGGAGUCAGGGUCUACACAGACGAGGAAGCGAAAGCACGAAGAAGAGGGGGAGGGGGAGGGGGAACCACCAGAGAAGAAACAGGAUGGGGAAGAGGAUUAGGUUGACGCUUUUUUACUAGACUUCACUCACUUUUGUAUCUAUAUAAUGACUCAUACUACCAUGAGAUGUUCAGAGCAUGCUUUACUCCGUCUUGCGUUGCGUGACGAAUGACACGUGAUGUGCGUUGUAUGACGAAUGACACGUGGUGUGCGUUGCGAGACGAAUGACACGUGGUACGCCUUGCGUGAUGAAUGACACGUGAUGUGCAUUGCGUGACGAAUGACACGUGAUGUGCGUUGUGUGACUUAGGACACGUGAUGUGUGUUGCAUGACGAAUGACACCUGAUGUUUCUUGUCCGUACCAUGGCGUCACGUACUGAUAGUGCUUUUUUUGUGAGCGGCAUUCUUCGACAAUUCCACGAGCUUUUAAUAUCUUUUGAUCAUUAUCGACCACAGUUUGGUUUGAAAGACACUUCUUUGUUUACCUGAUAUUUUCACAUGAAUUUCGAAGAUCCAUCCAAAAACAAAGUUGUGUCUUUCGUCGGCUUACUAUACUAUAUUGGGGGAGCACUGUGCUAUGCUUACCGUACUAUUAAAGGCUUGCUAAUUAUUAUUUUAUGUUCUUCUCAGUCCACCGCGUUUGUGCCAAUUCGUCAAUGGACUCCAGUUUUGAUACUCUCGCUUUUUCUUCUCUUGUGAUAUUUCUUAACUCGUUCAGAUGUAUUUUGUGCACAUUUUUACCUGUAAAUUAAACCUGUCCAUGUAA